Molecule: messenger RNA, 2238 nt
Organism: Camarhynchus parvulus
Lineage: Eukaryota; Metazoa; Chordata; Aves; Passeriformes; Thraupidae
Gene: MB21D2
Product: Mab-21 domain containing 2
Exons: 2
Coding region: 1-1476 (491 amino acids)
Source: RefSeq, a predicted model, not a curated record
AUGAAGAUGGCGGCGCCUCUCGCCAGCAAGGCAGGGUCCGCCGGCACCACCAGCAAGCCUCCCUUCCCGGAGCUGGAUUUCCGAUCGGGAGCCAGGGUGGAGGAAUUAAAUAAACUCAUCCAGGAAUUCACCAAGCACGAUCAGAGGGAGUACGACGACCAGCGAGCCCUGGAGAUCCACACGGCCAAGGACUUCAUCUUCUCCAUGCUGGGCAUGGUUCAGAAACUCGACCAGAAGCUGCCUGUAGCCAACGAGUACCUGCUGCUGUCGGGCGGCGUGCGGGAAGGUGUGGUGGACAUUGACCUCGAUGAGCUGAAUGUUUAUGCCAGGGGCACAGACUAUGACAUGGACUUCACCCUGCUGGUGCCCGCGCUGAAGCUGCACGACCGCAACCAGCCGGUGACGCUGGACAUGCGCCACUCGGCCCUGUGCCACUCCUGGCUCAGCCUGCGCCUCUUCGACGAAGGAACCAUCAGCAAGUGGAAGGACUGCUGCACAAUCGUGGACCAUAUCAAUGGAGCUACCAAUUACUUCUUCUCCCCAACAAAAGUUGCAGACUGGUUCUAUGAGUCCAUUAGCAUCGUGCUCUCCGAGAUCCAGAAGAAGCCCCAGCGAGGGAUGCCAAAGGUGGAGAAGGUAGAAAAGAAUGGGACUAUCAUAUCCAUUAUUUUGGGAGUGGGCAGCAGCCGCAUGCUGUAUGACAUUGUCCCUGUGGUGUCCUUCAAAGGCUGGCCAGCUGUGGCACAGAGCUGGCUGAUGGAGAACCACUUCUGGGACGGGAAGAUCACGGAGGAGGAAGUCAUAAGUGGGUUUUACUUAGUGCCUGCAUGUUCCUACAAGGGGAAGAAGGACAAUGAAUGGAGGCUGUCAUUUGCCAGGAGUGAAGUGCAGCUGAAAAAGUGCAUCUCCAGCAGCCUCAUGCAAGCCUACCAGGCCUGCAAAGCCAUCAUCAUCAAACUGCUGUCCCGCCCCAAAGCCAUUAGUCCAUAUCACCUGCGCAGCAUGAUGCUGUGGGCUUGUGACAGGCUGCCAGCCAGCUACCUGGCCCAGGAGGAUUACGCAGCCCAUUUCCUCCUGGGGCUCAUUGAUGAUCUCCAGCACUGCUUGGUCAACAAGAUGUGCCCUAACUACUUCAUCCCGCAGUGCAACAUGCUGGAGCACCUGUCUGAAGACACGGUGAUGCUCCACGCGCGGAAGCUGUCCUCGGUGCGCUCCGACCCCGCCGAGCACCUCCGGACUGCCAUCGAGCACGUCAAGGCAGCCAACAGGCUCACCCUGGAGCUGCAGCGGCGGGGCAGCACCACCAGCAUCCCCUCCCCGCAGUCCGACGGAGGCGACCCCAACCAGCCCGACGACCGGUUAGCCAAAAAGUUGCAGCAGCUAGUGACUGAGAACCCCGGGAAGUCCAUCUCUGUCUUCAUUAACCCAGAUGAUGUCACAAGGCCCCACUUCAGAAUUGAUGAUAAAUUUUUCUGAGCUUUCGUCAAUGUUUCUUGGGAUUUUUAUUUGUUUUGUUUUUUAAAACUCUUGCAGUGCGCAGGUUUUUUAAUUUGGUUUUCCUUGAUGACUUAGUCUCUUGGUUUUUGCAUAUCCAGCAUAGAUUGGAUCUGUUGAGAACAAUCUGAACAAAUUUUAAAUCCUGUUUCUGCAGGACAGUGCAGAUUUUGGAACAGUAUAUUACUAUUUCAUAUGCUGCUUUUUUUUUUUUUUCACCCACCCUGCCCCAUUGUCUGUGAGUAGUUUCUAAAGGAGGACAUGCAUCGUAAACACAAGCCACAGUGUAAUGUAGAGGUUUUUCCAAGCUUCCAUAAUUUAUGUACAUUGUUGGGCUGGGAGAAAGAACAACUCCCCUUCCGUUGCUUCAGAAAUUCACUUCUUUUUCCAUGAGCUUCCAUCACCCUAAAGAAAUGAGGAGAGGCUGGGUUGGAAAGCACUCCUGGUAAUCUGACGAGGCCAAAUCUACUGGGCUGAAGCCCAGUUCAUCUGUUCUUCACAUUUCUGAUACAGGGGAGAAAGCAGACUUUAAAGAUGAUGAUGCAGCUUUUUGGGGAAAGAGUUGUUUCUGUUUUGAUCUACUUUUUGAAUGUAAUUGUUCAUUAAUUGGACCUUGUACAGUCCAGAGGGUUGUUUCUGCUGCUUUUCCAUGCGGAAUAAGGUUAUGGAAUGUUAGUUUUAGUGUGUGUAAUUAUUCAAAGCCUUAUUUAAAUUCUAUUAAAGAACAUACCAUUUUAAAUGUAA